Ctenocephalides felis (cat flea) is the source of this 682-nucleotide messenger RNA. RefSeq lists its product as uncharacterized. The record is from RefSeq and is a predicted model, not a curated record. The transcript is spliced from 2 exons. NCBI's taxonomy places the organism in Eukaryota, Metazoa, Arthropoda, Insecta, Siphonaptera, Pulicidae. The coding region runs from base 146 to 682 and encodes 178 amino acids.
GUUUCGUUAUUUACACCGGUAUCAGAAUUGUAAUUUUAUUUUAAUUGUAUUAUUUAUUUAUAAUUAAUUAUUUAUUAUUUAUUAGUAUAUACAUACUUUAGUGCAUAUCAUAUUAUCCUAAAAACAUUGGGAAACGUCUUUAACAAUGGAUCGCAAUAUAGAAAUCAAAGCUAAAUUACCAAAUAAAACAGAAGUCAUAUCAAAACUCAAAUCCAUAACAAGCACCCAAGGUGAAUUAAUACCCCAACACGAUAUCUUCUACAAAGUUCCAAAUGGACGUUUAAAACUAAGAAUAUUCCCCGAUGAAACAUCUACACUCGUCCAUUACAAUCGUCCAGACAUAUCUGGUCCUAAAUUAUCAGAAUACACUAAGUUCAACAUCGAGGGCCAAAAUUGUAAACAACAGACCGAAGCCUUGAAAGCAAUUCUUUCUUCUAGCUUAGGACUUAUUGGUGAAGUUAAAAAGACAAGACUUUUGUUCUUGAUUGGACAAACGAGGGUUCAUAUCGAUGCUGUUGAAGGUUUGGGUGAUUUUGUGGAAUUGGAAGUUGUUUUGAAUGAGACGCAGAGUGUGAAGGAUGGUGAGGGGAUUGCGGAUGAAAUUAUGUUGCAACUUGGUAUAAAGGAAAGCGAUUUGUUGACUCAUGCUUAUUUUGAUAUGAUACAAGACAGGGACAAGUAA